UAUGCAGACGCAGCAGACGCACACGCAGCGUGGAUGAGCAACUUGGAAGCGCUUGACGGAUGCCUGGAGUCAGAGUGAGAGAAGACGACCUGCCGACUGACUUCCGAUGCCGCUGCGGCCAUGGGCUGCUUCCUCAGGAACCUGCUGCUCCUGCCUCACGCGCUCCGGGCCAUUGCCUUUGCACGCGCGACUGCCGCGCACCUCCACGAACGCGCCGACGAGGAAGUCGCAUCGACGCCGGCGCCCAUCGCCUUCACGCCCGACCAGAACUGGGAUGGCAUCGACGGCGAGUGGUCGUCCUUCACCCUCCGCGUCGGCACGCCGCAGCAGUUUGUGCGCACGCUGGUGUCGACGGCCUCGUACCAGACGUGGGUAGUGCUGCCGCAGGGCUGCGAGGCGGCCGCAGACUACGAAGCGUGCGCCGAGUCGCGAGGCUGGAUCUUCCAGAGCAACGAGUCGUCGACGUGGGAGGAGAAGGGCAUCUACGACCUGUGGAUCCAGAAGAACCUGGGCUAUGGCGGCAACGCCAUCUACGGCUACGACACCGUCGGUCUGGGAGGACAGGGCGAGGGCGGGCCGACGCUGCUCAACACGACAGUGGGAGGCUUUGCGGUCGAGGACUUCUAUCUCGGCGUGUUUGGCGUGAAUCCCAAGCCCACCAACUUCACCUCCUUCGACAAUGGCUCGCCCAGCUACAUGACCCUGCUGAAGGAGCAGAAGCACAUUCCCAGCCUGUCGUUUGGCUACACCGCCGGGGCGAGAUACCGCUUCACUGGUGUUCUGGCCUCGCUCACCCUUGGCGGCUACGACACAUCCCGGUUCGUGGAGAACGAUCUCGUCUUCACCUUCGCUGCCGACAACGAACGCGACCUUCUGGUGGCCAUCACUUCGAUCGCGACCCCCUCAGAUACGGAAUCCUCACCCAUCGCGACGGAGCUUCUCCCCAGUCCGGUGUAUGCGUACAUUGACAGCACCGUGCCCGAGAUAUGGCUGCCCGUCGAAGCGUGCCAGGCCUUUGAGCUCGAGUUCGGCAUCGUCUACGACAACACUACCAACCUCUACCUGGUGAAUGAGACGCUUCACGAUGCCUUGCUGGAGCGGAACGCGACUGUGACCUUUACACUGGCACAAAAUCCUUUCACCGAACCCACCGUCAAGAUCACCCUUCCAUAUGCAUCUUUCGACCUCACUGCGAAGCCACCUUACAAGGGCCUGGUCAACAACACGCGCUACUUCCCACUGCAGCGCGCUCAGAAUGACACCCAAUACACUCUGGGCCGCGCCUUCCUGCAGGAGGCCUAUCUUGCUGUAGACUGGGAGUCGGCGACGUUCAAUGUCUCGCAAGUGCUGUGGAGUCAGUCUCCACAGCAGCACCUGGUGCCGAUCAUUCCAAGUAUCAAGUCGGAUAGACUCCCAUCGGGCGGUGAUGAUGGGGCGUCAUCCAGCUUGUCCACUGGCGCUAUUGCUGGCGUUUCUGUAGGCGCCGUGGCAGCAGUUGCCUUGGUCGGAGUCCUGUUGCUGUUCUGGGUCCGGCGAAGGAGACGCACGGCGGCAGCCAGAGAGGCGGCAAAUGAGAAACUCGAUUCCGAUUCCAACAGUGGUACUCAAGUUGAGGUUACGAGGAGCGGGAGUGAAUAUCGGAAGGCAGAGCUAGACGGAACGUCCGCGUCAGCUUACAGCGACAACAAGCGCUUGCUAUCCUCACAAGGUGCAGCGCCUCGGACACCAACGUCUGUGCAUCCAUCCAGUCCUGGAUACGUGAUGAGCGUUGCGGGACUCUCUACUCCCACCACUCCUGGUUUUGGGUAUGGCACUUACUCAAGUUCACAGAGUGGCGCUCUCUUCUCGCCAAUAUCAGAGACGGUCAGCGAAGCAGACAGCCGAGAGCGCCAUGUCUACGAAAUGCCCGGCGAUAUGCCCGCGAUACGAGAGAAGGACGGGAAAGCCUUAAGCGAGAAGGAGGCUCUGCAGUAUCGUGAGCAGGUCUACAAUGGCAUUGUAUCGACCACACCCACAACGCCAGAGGGCCCUCGAGAAGGGCAACGGGAGCCACGACGAAUCAACCCGGAGGACGUAGUAAAAACAGGAGAAAGUGCUGAAGCCCGUGACGAGACCAAACACAAACGCUUCUCCUUCGAAGGUGUCACAAGCGAACGAGAACUCUACGACUAAUAUGAACAACAACUGCUUGACUUUUUGAUAAUGACAUAGCAAGGCGCCCGGAGUUACACGAGAUACCAUGGGCAAACAGUACAUAACGCUACAAAGUUUAUAAGCUUGAGCAACAACGCCAAGCAAUGUCAACGACAGUGUAUACAGAACAGAAUUUCCAGCACGUCAGUCCAACAUCUACUUGCGCUUUCGGGUAAGCA
Messenger RNA from Cercospora beticola, 2372 nucleotides. Its product is annotated as pepsin-like aspartic protease. Lineage: Eukaryota; Fungi; Ascomycota; Dothideomycetes; Mycosphaerellales; Mycosphaerellaceae. Gene Ontology annotation, molecular function: aspartic-type endopeptidase activity. The record is from RefSeq and is a predicted model, not a curated record. Gene Ontology annotation, cellular component: fungal-type vacuole. Gene Ontology annotation, biological process: proteolysis.